Theobroma umbraticum is the source of this 1127-nucleotide messenger RNA. Its product is annotated as Pectin lyase-like superfamily protein. The record is from RefSeq and is a predicted model, not a curated record. Gene Ontology annotation, biological process: carbohydrate metabolic process. Gene Ontology annotation, molecular function: polygalacturonase activity. NCBI's taxonomy places the organism in Eukaryota, Viridiplantae, Streptophyta, Magnoliopsida, Malvales, Malvaceae.
UGGUACACUUAUGCCUCCUGAUGGACCAGACGCGUGGCCAGAGAAUACAAGCAAGCGCCAGUGGCUGGUCUUUUACAGGAUAAAUGGAUUGUCCCUGCAAGGAGGUGGUCUCAUCGAUGGUAGAGGACAGAAAUGGUGGGAUCUUCCUUGUAAGCCCCACAAGGGCAAAAAUACAACAACAUUGCCUGGACCAUGUGAUAGCCCAAUUGCUUUAAGGUUUUUCAUGAGCUCCAACUUGACUGUGAAAGGACUUAAAAUUAAGGAUAGUCCCCAGUUCCACUUCAGAUUUGACGGUUGCCAGAAUGUCCAUGUAGAAUCCCUUCACAUAACUGCUCCUGCCUUGAGUCCCAACACUGAUGGGAUCCACAUAGAGAACACAAAUGGUGUUGAAAUAUAUAAUUCAGUUAUCUCUAACGGUGAUGAUUGUAUAUCCAUCGGAUCAGGAUGUUAUGAUGUGGAUAUAAAGAACCUAACUUGCGGACCUGGUCAUGGAAUCAGCAUUGGGAGUCUAGGCAAUCACAAUUCACGAGCCUGCGUCUCCAACGUCACAGUUCGAGACUCAGUGAUAAAGUUAUCACAAAAUGGGGUAAGGAUCAAGACGUGGCAAGGUGGAUCUGGAGCUGUAGCAGGAAUAACAUUCAGCAACAUUCACAUGGAAGCUGUCAGGAAUCCGAUUAUAAUCAAUCAAUUCUACUGCCUCAAAAAGGGCUGCAAAAACCAAACAUCAGCUGUUUAUGUAUCAGAUAUACUCUAUGAAAGCAUCAAGGGAACCUAUGAUAUCCGAAGCCCUCCAAUGCAUUUUGCCUGCAGUGAUUCAGUUCCAUGUACUAACAUCACGCUCUCUGAUAUUGAGCUUCUACCUGCUCAAGGAGAUAUCGUUUUGGACCCUUUUUGUUGGAAUGCUUAUGGUGACUUAGAAACGCUAACAAUCCCACCAGUGUCCUGCUUAAUGAAGGGCAUUCCUCGAUCCAUCCUGGAUAAUAAGGAUAUGGGUUAUUGCUAAUGUUUUAGAUUUUUUCUGUAAAUCAGUUCCGAUGCACAUGUAUAUAAUUGGAAGGAAAGUCAUGGAUGCGCCGGGAUUCUAUUUCUAAACAUGUAAUCAUUCUGAAGAUGUUUAUAUUAAUCUU